Messenger RNA from Ixodes scapularis (black-legged tick), 1449 nucleotides. RefSeq lists its product as uncharacterized. The transcript has a single exon. The record is from RefSeq and is a predicted model, not a curated record. Lineage: Eukaryota; Metazoa; Arthropoda; Arachnida; Ixodida; Ixodidae. The coding region runs from base 1 to 1449 and encodes 482 amino acids.
AUGCAAAACACCGAGCUGAACGAUCACGGAACACACUCGUCAGAGCAAGUCAUAGAACAUUCUUACUCUGCUGAACCGAGCAACCCAAAUGACGUUCCUAUGGAUUCUAGUGCUGCAGACCUUCUUCCUUCAUCACUUUCACAAGGCAGUGAAGCGUCAUUGACACCCGGCCAAGGCACACCUCGUGGAACCGACGACGACAUGGAAGAAUCUGCAACAGCUCAAAGAUCUGAGCACGACCGCUACACACUGGUAACAUCGAGAAAGCGUCCCAAACCAAGCGAGUCACCGCCUAAGGCUUCACAAGUAGGACCAACCGUCAUAUUUGUACCAGCGAACCACACAGAUUCCCUCACCAAACUUAGCAUCAUGAGAGUUUCCUCCGAGCUGGAAAACCACUGCCCAGAAAGCAUCCAGAUGAUACGCCCAAACAACCGACUGAACUUGAUCGCAGUAGACACCAGAAACGCACAGGCCACUCGAUCGCUUCUAAAACUAACAUCUCUGUGCGGAGUCACUGUGAAGUCGUACGAGCCCGGACCCCGCGAUGGAGCCGUCGGCGUCAUCAAGGGUGUUGGCGACGACGUUGAUGAUGCUCUCCUAAAAGCUGGGCUAACCUCGGAGAUACCCGUGGUCCACGCCAGAAGACUAGGUAAAUCUCAGGUAGUCAGGAUCCUUUUUAAUGGCCCAAAAAUGCCCAAGUACGUGCUGCUCUCACGGGUCAGGUACCAAGUUUGGGAUUUCGAAGAGCGCCCCUUGCAGUGCGCCAACUGUGGCCGUUUCGGCCACAAGACUGUGGUCUGUACGAAGAAUCAGAUGUGCAGUCGAUGUGGAGGCAGCCACAGUCGAGCGAGCUGCGAAGCUUCUCCCCUGUGUGUUAACUGCGGCAGUGAACAUGAUGCCCUUGUAGCUUCCUGUCCCAAACAAGUUGAACAAAGAGAACUUGCCAAGAACAAAAGAAGAUUUCACAGCAACGAUCAGAGCGGCCACAAAUACACGCCAGAAGUGGGGCCACCUCUAGAGAUUUUAAGGCCCCUACAACCACUCAAACAAGCCAGCAAGGAAACUGCCAUCCAGCACCCUGCUGCUCAAGCAAUGACACCCAAUCUUGAGCCCCGCAAGGAAAGGGGGCCCCCACAGUGUAGCUAUAGAGACGCUCUAAAAAAUGUGCCGGACAAGAAACAUCCACCUACGCCCCCACGUAGCACCCCAACUGCAGCAAUGCAAUCAAAUACACAAGAACAUACUAAGGUAAACAAAGACGGAACAACGAAUGAGCGCUCUACUGAUAACGCUAAACAAGAAACAGGGUCAUUUUGUAGGACAGCAAUUAAUGUCGUAAUUGAUUAUGUUCGCCGCUUACUUAAUGACAGCCAAUCAGAGUGGGCGAAAGUUUUACUUAAACUGGUCGACUUCGCACUUCCGUACAUCUACACCUUGGUAAUGUAG